CUAUUACCCACCUCUCACAGGGCUUCACACCGCACCACAAAGAAUUCAUUUCCAUUUUCCACCAUUUCCUCCUCUGUUUCUCUCUCCCAAAAUUCCUUCCUCCACAUUUCCCCAGCAGAAUCAAUUACAAAAAUCCAAACCCAUGGGCGAUAUUAGAACGAAAUUCCCGAGAAAAUCUGCCCAUACCCCAGAUUCUACCUAUUAUAAAUCUCCAGAUCAAGACGAAGAUUGCAUAAUUUUCAGAGGUUGGGACAGUGCUGCUGCAAUCGACGAUGAUUCUCAAUCCGAAUCGGGGGUUUCUUCACCCACACUUUGGGGUUCCAAUUCUCGAACCAGCCCCCAAUUUCACCGCCCUCGAAAUCGCAGCCUCUCCCCGACUUCCCGAAUCCAAGCCAUAGCCAGAGGCCAACAAGAGCUCAUGGAGAUGGUCAGGAAUAUGCCUGAAUCAUCUUACGAACUCUCCCUUAAAGAUCUCGUUGAACAUCACUUGACUAAUUCCAAACGCCAACAAGACGGUGACUGUGCCGCUGCUUCCCUUGCAAGAGACGAUUCCAGCUCUGAAACUUCCUUCCGAAGAGACUCUAGCAAGACCAGGAGUGAAACUAGGGGACUUGUUACCAGAAGUAGAAGCGUCGAUAGCGGUGGGUUUUACCUCAAAAUGUUCCUCCCACUGCCUUUUGGGCAAGUUUCGGCUAAAAAGAAGACUAAUCUCAGAACUGAUUCCGGGUUGAGCGGUGGUUCGAGAGUUUCCCCUAAGCCACCGCCGGUGGAGAAAGACUGGUGGAGGAAGAGAUCGGCGGUCGCCGGAGGGGAAAACGAGGGUAGUAUCUCCGGCGGAAGUAUGAUGAGUAGCGGGAGUAGUAACAGUACCAGCAGCGAAAGAAGCAAUAGCAGGAAUUCUGAAUCGCAAGGAAGUUGCUGGUUUUGUAUCAGUCCAAUGAGAAGUAAAGAUCGAGAGUAAAAAAACAGUUUCAUCGGAGCAUUCAAAUGAAAUGAAUCUUAAUAUGUAAUCUCCUUUGAAUAAUGUUUCGGUAUAAUUCCAACUAAAUCACAGCUGAAUUUUGCAGCUAAGCUUGUUCAUAUCUUUUUGUUUUAUUUCUACUUUUAUUUUUCUUUUUUCUAAAAAAGAUUUCUUGUCUUUAUCCUUUC
Messenger RNA from Benincasa hispida (wax gourd), 1149 nucleotides. RefSeq lists its product as uncharacterized. The record is from RefSeq and is a predicted model, not a curated record. NCBI's taxonomy places the organism in Eukaryota, Viridiplantae, Streptophyta, Magnoliopsida, Cucurbitales, Cucurbitaceae.